This is a messenger RNA of Seminavis robusta, 916 nucleotides long. NCBI's taxonomy places the organism in Eukaryota, Bacillariophyta, Bacillariophyceae, Naviculales, Naviculaceae. The record is from the annotation of a GenBank genome assembly.
CAGAUCUAUUGUGGUUCCUGGUACUAAGUAGAUCUGGCGAGUCUAAAACUCUAAGUCUAUAAAUAACGGACUCCGGCAAACAGGUAGUGUCCGGCAAACUUUGAACAACCUGUGCCGUAAGGACACUAUUCGUACCCGGCAAAGAUUGAGGGCCGCCCCAGAAAUGGCAACCGUACAGUCUCACAAUUUUAACUUCCAGCAGCUCCAAAGCAGCCAGCCAAAAGUCAAGUCAAGCAAUAACUCCAAGCAACAAACAAUCCAAAAUGAUGCGCAUUUUGUUCCUCUCCAUGCUCCUUGCAGUCUUGAUUGCCAUGGCGUCUGCUGCUUCCCACCAGGAUGAACCCGGUCGUGUGCUUCGUACCCCUGCUUCCCACCAGCCCAAGCAUGAGAUUCGCAAACUUGAUGAAAGUGGAGAAAGUGGAGAUGAAGGUGGUGAAGGUGGAGACAGUGGAGAUAGUGGAGAUAGUGGUGAUGAUGACGACGAAUCGGACUGCUUUGAUACUUGUUGGGGUGACGCUACUGAUGACGAGAUCGAUGCCUGGACUGAGGACCAAUGGAUUGAAUGGGGGACUUGUGCUGAUACAGCCUGUGAUUGCACGGAUGACGAAUGCGCAGCUGAUGCGGAUUGUUCGGAGGCUACUUGUACUUAGAUGAAUGCAUCCAUGGAGACGAAUGAAGAAGGAAUGAACGAGGAUGGAAGGAAGGAGGAGAAUAUCAAGAUGGGCAUCAAUCAAGAUGCGCAAUGAGGAUCGGUUGGUUUGCUGGCGAGUUGCUCCACAUUGAUGGCUGGCUGCAUGGUUGGUUGGCUAGAAGAAGUGUGUGUUGCAGCAAUUCCCAGGGAAUCAGUAUUGGAGGAGGAUGUCAUGCCAUUUACUUUAUAGAUGCAUUGCUAAUAGAAAGAAAAAUGAAUCGAAUC